This is a messenger RNA of Aegilops tauschii subsp. strangulata, 1122 nucleotides long. NCBI's taxonomy places the organism in Eukaryota, Viridiplantae, Streptophyta, Magnoliopsida, Poales, Poaceae. The record is from RefSeq and is a predicted model, not a curated record.
CGACCUAAGCUAAACCUAAAACCUAGAAAGAUUGUCAGAAUCUGGACGGUAUAAAACAUCGAGAAACCCGCCGCCCUGUCCUCGCCCAAAUCCCACCGACCACCCAGAGCGCCGCCACUCCCACAGUACCGCUGAAAUGCCGAAGUCGCGAAAGCGGAAGGCCACCGUGCCGGCGGCGCCGCCGCCGCCGCGCCGCCCACGGCCCCGAAUGGAGUACCGCGCGCGGUCCGACGAGGCGUGGUACGGCGCGCGCGUGGUUGUGCAGGAUGGCUGGCUCCGCGUCAUGUUCGAGAAUUCCACCGAGGAUGCAGACGAGUGGUACAAUCCAGGGGCUGACUUCGCAUCCCUGGGCGACGUCGAGGCGCUCCGCGCCAGGUUCCGCCGGGAAUGCCCGCCCCUCGACCACGCCCGCUGCGGGGAUGUCCGCCCGGGCGACAAACUCUGCCUCGCCUGCGAUAUCCACGGCGACGUCGAGGAGCUCAAGUACUACGACGCCGUCCUCGAAACCGUAGAGAGGGCAGCGCACGGCGUGGAGCAGUGCGCGUGCCGUUUCACGGUCCGCUGGACGGAGGGGCCGCGCAGUGGUUGCUUGGACAAGGUCGGCAUCGAGGUGGUCUGCUGCGUGCCGAAGUCACCGAUCCAAGAUCCGGUGCUGAGCGAGUUCCUGGACGACCUGACAAAGAGGUUCGCCGAGGACCAAGGGACGGCAACGGCAGCGUCUCAGCAGGCAGACCCGACCCCGAUGAGCGAGGAGGAAUUGUGCGGGGUACUUCUUUCAUUGAAGAGGGCACCAAAUAGUUCGACCGGAAAACCGUGAAGAGGAGGUAUGUUACCGCAUAGGUUGAUAUCUCUGUCUGCUCAAUAAGAGAAAGUGUCCAAGGAAAACUCAGUUUCAUUGAAACAUGGAAACCGAAACUUGCGCCUUUGGAUCACAAACCUUUGGUCGAGAUUAGUCUACAUAUUUACCAGAUUAUGCAACCUGCUUCUCGGUGGGCAUUGUGCACACAAAUCCUUUUUAUUUGUACCUAUACUGAAAUGAAUCCAUUAAAGUUAGCAUUGCAUGUUUGGAGUUUCGGACCUGUACUCCAUGCCUUUGCUGUUUUCAAAUUUAAUUCCAGUAAA